AAAAAUCAAUUAUUUCGACUUUAUUUUCUGCUCAUUUAUAGCAGCUUGGAGAACUUACAAAUGGCUGAUAAAAAAUCACCGGUUGCUGUUGGUAUGACGGUUACACCAUCAAAUCAAGCAAAUUUCGUUGAUGCUGGAUCAACUACAUUGAUGAAUAAACCCGGUGAACCGACAUUCAAAUUGGGUAUUAAUCUGAAUAAAGUUGAAUUCAAGUGCACAGAAGAUCGAAAACCAAUAUCAGUAAACUUGAAGUUGCACAAUCCAAUGGCAGUCACUGUUUCGUACAAAGUUCGUUGCACGUCUGCUGAUAUUUUCCGUGUCCAACCUCCACUGGGAUUUGUGAAACCGAAUGAGACAGUUUCAAUUGUGAUUUGGUAUCAGAAUCAAGAUAAGAAAGAUGCAAUUUCAAAGAAUCACUAUUUCGCUUUUUACCAUACCACCAGCGACGGACGAACUGCUCGUGAAUUAUGGGCAAAUUCGAAAGUUGAAGGUGUUCGUCGUCUCCCUGCUUCGUUUUUGUCGACUAAGUGAACUUUGAAUAAAGAUAUUGUCAUUUC
This is a messenger RNA of Caenorhabditis elegans, 557 nucleotides long. RefSeq names its product Major sperm protein (gene F38H4.6). The coding region runs from base 61 to 531 and encodes 156 amino acids. The transcript is spliced from 4 exons. NCBI's taxonomy places the organism in Eukaryota, Metazoa, Nematoda, Chromadorea, Rhabditida, Rhabditidae. The record is from RefSeq and is marked reviewed.